CUAAAGUGUUCUCUCUAAUUUUCCACUAAACUAGAUCUUGUGCUUUUGCUCAAGUUGUGGGAUCACCCAAAACCCUGCAAAGCCCUAGCUGGUAAGGCUUAUUAUUUCACCUUCUUCCAUAUCAAAUCCUUUGUUUUUCUUGUGGGGUUCUAAUUUAUUAGCCUCUAAUGGCUUCUAUCCUUAGAAAAUCUCUAAAAAACCCGUUUUUAUCAGCAUCAAGAAUCACCACAAUACUCUGUUCUAAACCUACACCUACAUUGCCUUUGCCAGAUCAUCAUUCGUCCAGUAAUCUUGGUCAAAUCCCAUGUUUCUCUCAACAAGGAACAUUGGAUUCAAAUCUGAAUAAUGUUGGGUUUUACCCAAGUUUUUCUUUUGGGCAUUUCUUGAAUCCAGUUUGUCCAAAUGGGUUGGUUACAUUUGAGGAAGAUAAGGUUGUUGUUGAGGAUGAGUCAAAAAAUAAGAUUUGGGCUGAUAGUGUGAAGAAGAAGAGGAAGAAGAAGAUGAACAAACAUAAGUUGAAGAAGUUAAGGAAACGCCUAAGAAGGAAGACAAAGGCAUAGUGUAUUUUACACUGUGUCAUUGGUGAGGAAUUUGUUAUUCAGGCUGCAUUUCCAUUUUUUCAGUUUGUAAUGCCAGAAAGAUGUAAUUGCUGAACCAAGUUUUAGGAAUAAUUGAAGUUUACUUUCUUGUUAAA
This is a messenger RNA of Lycium barbarum (goji berry), 694 nucleotides long. RefSeq lists its product as uncharacterized. The transcript has a single exon. The record is from RefSeq and is a predicted model, not a curated record. Gene Ontology annotation, biological process: mRNA processing. NCBI's taxonomy places the organism in Eukaryota, Viridiplantae, Streptophyta, Magnoliopsida, Solanales, Solanaceae. Bases 168 to 560 code for a protein of 130 amino acids.